GAACAAAAUUAAUAAAUAUAAAUAAUAUUCUUUUAUAUAUAUAUAAUAAUAAAAGUUAUAUAUUAUUCAUAUGCAAUAAUCACAAUAUCCAUCAAAAGUUGCUUAAUCUCGUUUAGUUCGUCCUGACGGUGAAGGUGGCCGUUAAAAAGCUCCUGUAAAAUCUUUAUAAGAAACUCAUAAAGAAAUGUUAAAAAAUAUUGAAUCUACAAAUAUAGGUAAACCUACAAUAGUUGAGGCUUAACGAAUAUUGAAAAUAAUAGAUAAUUUAUAUAUGAAUUUAUAAGUUUUUAGUUAUUUGGAUGCUGAAUUUGUUAACAAAUUUUUAGAUAUAACCAAAAACAAUAAACUUUCUAAAGAAUUAGUCUAAUAAUUGAGCCCUAAGUGUUUAGAAUUAUUAAAAUAAUAAGCCGAAAUUGAGUCUAAAUUUAAGCUCUAUGCACAUUUAUUAGACUAAGCAAGUAAAGAAGAGGAAGAAGUGGAAGAAGAUAAAAAAAUAGAAGCCGAAAAGUUAAGAAAAAUGCUCGAAAAUAACUUCAAAGACCUUAUUAGGUAUAUAAGAGGUAAUAAUUAAGACUUUGAAAUAAUAAAAAGCCUUAAACCUAAUAUAAAUCCAGAUUUAAAUGAUUUAGUACACUGUAUACACUGUUAAAGGGUAAUUAUGUUAAAGAAACUUUCCACAGCUUCAGAAGAAGAAGAAUCUCAUAAAAUUUAAUUAGAAGAACUUAUUUAAAGGAUUUGCUUUUAGGAAUAAAAAAGAAAUAAUUUCGAAUAAGAUUUAAAGAAAUUAAAAGAGGAAAGAUAGAAAUUUUAUAAAGAAAAAAAAGAUGAAAUUGAAAAAUUAAAAGCCGAAAUUGGAGAAGUUAAAGCUGAUAAAUUAAAAAAAGCAAAUUAAUUAAAAAAUGAAACUGAUUUAAGAAAAAAAUAAUUAGAAAAAAAUCAUGAAAGUGCUAAAGAAAGAUUAAAUAAAGAAUUAGAUAAAUUAAAAGAAGAAUUUAAUAAAUUAUAAGUAGAACAUGCUACUGAAGAAACUAAACUUAAAUAAAAAAAAGUUACUUCUUAAAAUGGGUUGGAGGAUAAUAUAAAGUAAUAUGAUGUUACUAUGGAAGAACUUCAUAAAAUUAAAAAAGAUUUAGAAGAUGAACUAUCUAAAAUUAAAGAAGAAUCAGAAAGUUUGAAAGAAGAUUUAGCUAAAGUGGACGAUGAAAAAUCAAGAGAAAAAGAAUUAUAUGAAGAAUUUAAAUUAAAAAAAGAAUAAUGGGAAAUUCAAGAAAGAAGAAAGAAAGAAGCUUCAAGGUGCAUUUUAAAUUAUUUAGUUUAAAAAAAAGGAUGGGACAUCCUAAAAAUUCACACAAAUAAAUAAUUUUCAGACUCAGAGUAACUAUUUGCUGCCGGAAUUUUAGAAAGUACAGCAUCUUUUGAUAUGAUAUAUGAUGCUUAUUUUAAUUAUUUAUAUGGAAUCUUAAACGGAAAUGAUUUGUUUUUAACUUUCGAUUAGUUUUAUUACCUUACUAAUAUGGGAGAUUUAGAAGAUAUAGUAAACGCAUUUAAAAAAACAAAUAAAACUUAAUAAAAUUGUAAUGCAUAUGUAAAAAUAACGCCAGAAGAUUUAAUUUGUGGACAUUCUACUUUUAAUAACUAUUCGUUAAUGUUAAGGAUUUAUAAAUAUAUCGAAAAUAAUUUUUCUAAUAAAGAUAUUUAAAGUAAUAAUUAAAGCUUUUCUAGUAGACCUGGCGAUUUAUAAAGUAAAGACGAUUUUUACACACUUAGUAGUGGUAUAGUAGUGAUGGAAACGAGUUUAAAUAACUAUAAUAUAAGCAAUUAUUAAAAUUUACAUUUUGAUAGCUUGCCUUGUUGGUUAAGAGCUAAUUUGGCGAAUAGACUGGCUAAAAAUGCAUCUGAUUGGGCUCAUAUUUUCUAAAAAUAUAGAAGUGGCACACACAAUAAUUAAUGGUUAGUAGUAGAUUAUAAUAAAUAUAGAAGUGGGUAAAAAAAAGAUAUUAUAUGGAUUGUUGAAGAAUCUUUUGAAUUAUUUAAAGCUAAAGAUGUAUCUGAUAUGUUGUUUUCUGAUGGAUAUUUUGCUAGUUAUAAUGUACCUUUUGAUUAAGAAAUAUAUAAUAGCACUAUGUAUAAAGAAGGUUAUGGAUUUAAUUAUUAAAAUGAUCCUAGGGCUAUUCUAUUUAAAGAACAUUCAAAAAAUGUGACUAAUACUUAAGGAGUUAUGGAAAUUAUUAGACUUAACCAUAAUGAAACAGGUAAUCCUUGUAAUUCACUUGCUCCUAGAUGUGAUUUAAUUUUAAAUGGACCUUAUUUAUUUGGAGGGAUAGAUGGAAAAGUCACUAAUAAUGAAUUAUUAAAAUAAAAUUAAGUACUAAUGAUAAGUGGGCCAACGUAGGAUGGAUUUGAAGCUUUUGAUUGGGGUAAAUGGUAAAAUUUUCCACAUAAAGGAAUGCCAGAGAAGUUUGAUUUUGAUUGGAUUAAAGUUAAUUUAGAUAAUUUUAAAGAAGAAUAAUUAAUUUAGAUUUAAUGAAAAUUUUAUUAGAUUU
Molecule: messenger RNA, 2543 nt
Organism: Ichthyophthirius multifiliis
Lineage: Eukaryota; Ciliophora; Oligohymenophorea; Hymenostomatida
Product: laminin a family protein, putative
Exons: 8
Molecular function (GO): glycerophospholipase activity
Source: RefSeq, a predicted model, not a curated record